CUCGUUGCUGUCGCUAGCAAUGCGAAGAAUUCGUUAGGACAAUUUCAUUCAGUAUAAAAUGUGAAAAUUGUUCUUCGUUAGACACAGUUCGAUCAGUUCUUUUGCUAAGCUAGCACUAGCAGUUCUUAUUCCAAAAAAUGGCAUUCAAGAUUGUGACUUUCCUCGCCCUGGUGGCCGUUGCUCGCGCUGGAGUUCUCGCGCCUGUUGCCUACUCGUCCCCUCUAGCCUACGCCGCUCCAGUUACCAAAGUGCUUGCUGCCGCUCCAGUUUUGCACAAAACCGUCGUUGCCGAUGAGUACGAUCCUCACCCACAGUACUCCUUCUCCUACGGAGUCUCCGAUGCCCUGACCGGUGACCACAAGUCCCAGCAAGAGUCCCGCGACGGAGAUGUCGUCCAUGGAUCGUACUCGCUGGUCGAUGCUGACGGUUUCAAGCGUACCGUCGACUACACUGCUGAUCCGGUGCACGGAUUUAACGCUGCUGUCCGUCGUGAACCACUCGCCGUCAAGACCCUCGCCCCAGUCGUAGCGACCAAGACCGUCGUGGCCCAGCCCGCCUAUGCUCUCCCGGUGGCUAAGACUCUGGUAUCGCAACCAGCUUAUGCCAGCUACGCCGCCCCAGCUUACUACCACUAAACGGUGCAAAAAGUGUGUUUUCUAGUCUGACUGUUGAUCGAAUGUGACCUGUUUAAAUUAUCGCAAAAUAGAUUGUUGAAUAGAUGAAAUUACAUCCAAAAAACUA
Molecule: messenger RNA, 741 nt
Organism: Armigeres subalbatus
Lineage: Eukaryota; Metazoa; Arthropoda; Insecta; Diptera; Culicidae
Product: larval cuticle protein A3A-like
Exons: 2
Coding region: 138-635 (165 amino acids)
Cellular component (GO): extracellular matrix
Source: RefSeq, a predicted model, not a curated record